Molecule: messenger RNA, 451 nt
Organism: Haliotis rubra (blacklip abalone)
Lineage: Eukaryota; Metazoa; Mollusca; Gastropoda; Lepetellida; Haliotidae
Product: vitelline envelope sperm lysin receptor-like
Exons: 3
Coding region: 48-329 (93 amino acids)
Source: RefSeq, a predicted model, not a curated record
UCUGUUUGUGGUCCAAAAUCCAUUAUCAUUUCAGAUGUGGAAAUGGAAUGGUUUUAAAGAAGACAAAAGGCUUCCUUACUAUUGGGAAGACCACCUAUAGUUAUUUCUUUAAGCUGUUCACUGUCAAUGGGGAUCGGUCUCUCAGUUUUGUGUGUAACUUCACGGUGUGUGAUACAAAGUGUAAUGGGCCGUCGUGUUUUGCGAGGGCAUCGGGACGCAAACGCCGAGAUCAGCCAGGUAUUUGUCAACAGUUCAAUGGGAAAGUGAGAGUACUGGGACAUUUUGUUGGGUUCGAAGGGCCAUGUCGUGAACGCAGUCACGUUGACUAGUGAUCCUGUUAACGUCCAGGAGAUAAUGGCCCCAGUUCAACUGCUCAAAGCUCACCGGUCACGUGUUCGACGCAACCAGUAAACUGUACCUAAUUGGUGGUUGGGUUAAUAAAAUUAUAAAA